Solea senegalensis (Senegalese sole) is the source of this 6365-nucleotide messenger RNA. RefSeq names its product stereocilin 1 (gene strc1). The record is from RefSeq and is a predicted model, not a curated record. The coding region runs from base 27 to 5597 and encodes 1856 amino acids. The transcript has 28 exons. Gene Ontology annotation, cellular component: stereocilium tip; kinocilium; cell surface. Gene Ontology annotation, biological process: cell-matrix adhesion. NCBI's taxonomy places the organism in Eukaryota, Metazoa, Chordata, Actinopteri, Pleuronectiformes, Soleidae.
CGUUGUAUGGUUUCCAGCAAACCGUCAUGAACAUCCUGCAGAGUCUGCCUCUUUCCGGACACCUGAAGGAAACUUUGAGCAGCGUCAUGGACGCAGCCGUGAAGAACGUCCUGACGUUUUCAGUGUCGUUGCUGCAGAUACCGCUGGAGUACAUGAACAUAGCCUUACAGUUUGGAAUCAGAGUUCCGUCUUUGGACGACAAAGAGACCUGUGAGCAAGGAGACCUCAAGCAGCUCAUCAUGUGGGGGAUACACAACAACAUGAGCUGGUCCUUUGCUCCCUCCUUGGUGGACAUCCUCCUGGAACUCUUCCUGGAACAGGACAAGCCUCUGUGUGCUUAUGGAGUGCUGGACUGCCAGACUCCUUCGAUCAUGCCCUUCCAGCGCAGCCUCACAGAGGCAACCCGCGACAGCCACGACAUAUUCUUCAAGUGCGAUCGCCACAAUCUGGCCCAACUCAACGACACUGUCUGCGCUGACGUCCUCCGGGGUUCGAGUGCGGGCUCCUCCGCGUCUGUGCUCGCCCUCUGCCAGGCGCUGGGCUCGCUCAGUCCUCACCAGUUGGAGCAGGUGUGGAGCAACCUGUGCUCUGUCGUUCAAGCACUGGUGUCUCCGGUCGUCGGUGAGUCGUCAUACUGCGCUGAUGGCGACGUGAAGGACUCCAUAGCCACCGCGCCGCCGUCUCAGGCUGCACCGCGUCGAGCAGCCAGAGAAGCUCCCAACCUCAGACAGCUGGCCUGUAACUACGACGUCUGGAUGGAAGCCCUGCCGGCGGACGACCAGUUUGUGUCGCUGUGCAGUGAUAAUGACCGCGAGGAGUUUGUGAAGCGGGUGUGCAGCGAUGCUGACUUCAUGAAGAAAUUGCUCUCGGACGCGGUGAACAGCUGGCUGUAUGCGUACUGUGCCAACUCCUCAGCCGACUCCGACUACCUGGUGAGUCACUUCUGCGUCUACCAACAGUGGAUCGAGCAGCCCACAGGCCCGGUGGCCACCGUCUUACUGGAGUUCUGCAUGAACCUGGACGGUCCCAGAAUGACCUCACUCAUGUGUCAGAACAUACAACUCUUAGUAUUUGUACUUGCCGAUCCAGAAAACAUCCAUUUAAUGCCCAACUGCACAAACCUGCCCACUCCUCCUCCUCUAGCAGGACCUGACUUAGGUUUAGGUCCAGGUUCUUUAGGAUCAGAGUCUUGUCGUUACUCGCAGUGGCACGAUCUGACCCAGAUCACCACUGACGAUUUGAUGCACUGCACCAACUUUGAUCAGGCAGGUUUUGCUCAAGAGGUUUGCGGUAACUCGACAAUUAUCGACACUCUGCUUCAGGAUGAGGAGCAUGUGUGGCUCAGAGAGUUCUGCAACGCCUCCCUCGCGUCUCUGUCCCAGACUUUGAACAUCGCAGAAUGGUGUGACUACGACACAUGGGCGGGGAGGCAGGUGGACGUUUCAGUGGUCGCCCUCUGUUGGCAGAAUGAUCAGCUCGCUUUUCAGAGUAAAGUUUGCUGCCAAACGUCUGUGUUGGAAAAGCUGCUGCAGGACCCUCAGAACCAGUGGCUGGUGUCGGCGUGCACAAACAUGGACAUGCAUGCGUUACUGAAGGUGUGCAAAUAUUCUGACUGGUCAAAGCCCAUAAUCGUCGACAUGACUGAGCUCGCUCUCUGCGCUGAGCUCGACCAGCUCAACUUCACCUCUAAGGUCUGCACCAAUGGGACCAUCCUCCAGAAUCUGUUGGCCAAUCAGGACAACACCUGGUUAGUCCAGUACUGUGCCAACCAUUCCAAAUCAGCGGUAUCCCCGAGUGGUGACGGGGAAGACGGCGGCGACCCGACUGGAUUCAAACCUGCCGAGCAGUGCCAGUACUCCAGCUGGAGUAUCUCUCUGCCGGGCGUGGCACGUCUGACUCUGUGCUGGGAGAACGACCAGACCCAUUUUAUCUCCUCUGUCUGCCCAAACACUGCUCUGCUCCUCAAGCUGUCUCAGGAGUCGUACAGUGCAUGGGUGAGCAGCAUGUGCACCACCUUCACCAACUACACCUCUGAAACCACAACCCCCACCACCACCACCACCAACAGCCCCGCUCCGGAACCAGAUUCGUGCUGGGUUAGAAACCUGGUGAAGCAGUUCCACUUGAACUGCUCGGUUGACUUCGCCUCGGCCUGUCAGCCGGGGAUCAGUCAGAACCGGGUGCUGAAGAUGAUGGUGCACUGCUGGGUGGAGAGCCUGGAAGCCAGGGUGGAGGAACUCCUGACCGCGCCUGUGGCUGCGAUGUUGGAGCAGGCGCUCAGCACGACGGUGGUGUUCCUGUUGGCCGUGGAGGAGGUCCAGGCGUCGUCACUGCACAUCGUCAAAAACAUAAACCACAGCGUGUUGAAGUCUGUGGCUCAGUAUCUGGAGAAGGAAAAGGCGUUUGAGAACAAAAAGGUUCUGCUGCAGUGCUUCGGGACGGUGCUAACCAGCUUGAUGCAGGUACCGAGAGAUAUGACGAGGAAUGAAUUCCCAGUCAUAAAGGAGUACUUUAAUAUACCGCUGAGCAGCCUGACGUCAGUGCUGAGUGCAGCUCACGUCACCACAGUCAGACUGAUCCUUCAGUACUACAGCAGUCACAGAGACACACUGCAGUUGUCGGAUGAAUUCCUGUCCACCAUGAUGUCAGUGCUGCUGCAGACGCACGUGGUCAGAGAUGAAAGCUUCUUUCCUGAACUCGCUCCUCUUCUGGCUUCAGCCAACCCCACUGACAUCCAAGCUUUGCCUUCGCUGCAGAAUGACAAGAUUGUGACGAAUGCCAUCAACAGAAACUUGGCGCACAUGACUCUGGAGCAGCGGCACGCUUUUGGCUCGUGGUACAGCAAAGUUAUGUCUCCGUCAAAAAUCAUAGAGGGUCAUGAGUCACUCAUCGCGGACACUGGAGACCUGAUCGUCUACCUGCCUUUUCGCUACUUCCAACACCUCUCACAUGCUCAGCUGAUGAACGGGCUGGACGUGCUGCUGAGGAACAACCUCACCUCUCUGAAGCAGGAGUUCAUCGCUUACAGCCUCGUCGGAAACCUGACAGCCCAGGAUUUUAUUAGGUUGGGUAAAAUAUCAUGUCUGGCAGACCCAAAGGACCUGCUCCUGUACAAAGACACCGAGGCCUUCACUGUCAUCCAGGACAUUGUGAUGAACUGCACACAUGACGACGGGCUCAUUCUCCCCAACUAUCUGAUUUCCAGCGUCUUACUGAACAGCACCGAAUUCAAAGUCCCCUCCUCGCUCGGCGCCGAUCGUCUGGCAGAGAUCGCUCACCUCCUGCCUUUGAUGGGUAUAACCUUCCUGCAGGGACUGACACCGGCACAGCUGCUCGCCGCCCUCCCUGCUCUCAGCAACGUUUCAUUCAGUCCUGCACAGGCGUCUGUAAUCGUAGACAAACUGUCAUCCAUCACCACACUCACCGGUCCCAACAGACUGCAGGAGCUCGGCUCCCUCAUUGUGGGAAUGCGGGCGGAGACUUUACUGACGCUCACAUCUGCCCAGCUGCUGUCGUCCCUGCCCGCCAUAGCCCAACACUCACCAGGCCUCAGCCCACCACAAGUCAAUGCUAUUGCCUCCAAAUUAUGGGGUUAUUCAGAGGUGGUCAUUUGGCUGAAAAAUCAUCAGGUGGACACUUUGCUCUACGGCACGCCUCUGGUCAGUGUCCUGCCCAGGAUCAGCGUCCUUGUCAACGACGUAGAAAACAUAACCACGAACUUCUACAACACACAGCAGGCGAAAGCAAUUUUCAGAGAGGCACUCGAAACCAAACCAAACCUAAUCGAGCAACGUUUUCUGAGUCUGGGAACUUUGGGUCAAGGAGCGAGCUGCGAGUUUCUGAAGGAGCGUUUUCGGGCCGACAGGUCUCGGAAUGCAGUGGUGGAGAUACUGCAGUUCCUCAGGCAGCAGCCUCGUCCUCUGCACACGUCACUGAAAAAAUGCCUGAUCGAGGAGCUGUAUAAGUUAGAGUUCUUCCCUCAGCUGAUAAAAGAUCUUGGAGCUGAGCUCGCCGUGUCCAUGCCGGUGAGCACGAUUACCAAGUUCUCUACAGAUGACAUGAACGUUCUAAGGACGACGAUCCUUCAGGAUCCGCGUCACUUCCUCUUGCUGCCUCGGACAAAGCAGGCACUGCUGGUGGACAAAAUGGUGCAGAGCAUGGGUAUGUACACAGGGGUUUUCACUCAGGAGGAGUUUCGUUCACUGGGCAUUAUGUCACCGUUCGUGUUGGAUGAGGUCUUUAUUCAGAUGGACCGCAGCUUCUUCAUUGACAAUCUCAGUUCCCUCCUGGGACUCUGCUACACCCAGAGCAAGAUGAACCUCGUUGCUCUUAUCCUGCAAGAGCCUGCUGUCUUUGGGCCAGUCAAGACCUGGAACAAAGCAACUCUCAUUCAGGUGGACCGCUUUCUCUUCUUCCUGUCCAAGAGCACUCUGCAGGAGAUUUCCCCGGCGCUGAUGACCGUGGGUCACAUAGAGAAGCUGUUCAUAAGUCAGCGUCGGUGGGAACGUGGCGACGUGGGAGCCUCCUGUUUGAAGAGCGACGAGAGGCUAGAGUUGUUUCGGAAGCAGCAGUUUGUGCUUCAGUUUUUCCUGGGCUUCCUCAAAAUAAACCACCUGUCGUCACUGGAGAUGAUGGUUCCUACCUGUGAGAUUCUACAUUCAAUACCGCCUGCUGCCUGGCCCCCCAGCAGCCUGACCAGCAUGUCUCCAACCGCUUUCUCCAACUGUCUGGAGCUGAUGGGUCAUGACCCGUUCUUCGAGUCAUACCAACGCAGCCAGGUCCUCAACAAGGUCAAACAGCUGUACGGCCCCGUCUCCUCCUUCUCCCAGUCUCUGAUCUCUCAGCUCGCGGCACUGGCAGUAGAAAUGACGGUAGAAGAGCUGAGCAGCCUCCGGUUGGUGGAGCGGAGGAGCAUCGCUGCCCUGGGUGCUAUAAGUGGCUGGACCGACACACAGCUGGCUGCGCUCUUCACCACAGUGUUACGCUCCACCAGACGGGUGAGUCCCAGUCAGCUGGACUCCAGCACACUGGUGGCAAUGGGAUACAUUGUGUGUGGAGCGACGGCCGCUGACAUGAAGUUAUUCAACGCUGUGGAGUUCAGUAAGGCAGUGCUCUUCCUGGGUCAGCUGAGGCUGCCUUGCUCAGAGGAGCAGCUCGAUGUUCUUGUUGGUCUGCUGAGCCACACCCUCGCCUUUGGCACCAUAAGCUCGUGGGGCACUGACGUCUUCAUUGAGAUUGGAGUUCUGGCAGCUGGUCUCCCAGAUCUUGCCAUGUCAGCUUUGGUGAAAGAGCAAAUUGAAGGGAUCACACCCACGGCCAUCUCCGUGAUCCCACCCGAACGCUUUUAUGUGGCUUUAAACCACAGACAGAUCAGCAUGUUCUCCUAUGAGCAGGCGGCUGCAGUGACCGACGCGCAGAUCUCCGCUCUGUCAGAGGUGCAGAAGACGGCGCUGUCUUUGGCGCUGACGCUCUGGGAGAACCGGCCUGUGGACUUCAGAGGGAGGUCACGGGGGCUGGCGUUGAGCUACAGUCCUCUGUGUCUCACACUGGGACUGCUGAUGCUGCUGACCGUCCUGUCUGGCCCUGAUGUGCCCUGAUCUGCCCGGGCACAUGACCCCACUGACCCCUGCUGGUUCAGGAGACUCCUCCUCCUCCUCGUAACCGAAAAAAACAAAACUCUGACACUGAUCUGUGCAAACCUUUAAACAAGCAGCACUUAAGGAUUUCUGUCAAGAUAGUAAUUUAUUAACAUGCAGCACUAAAUGAACCAAAUAUAUUGUUAAAUAGACGUUAUAUUCAAAUGAUAACACUCAUGGAACUAUUUCCAUUUCACUUUAUUUAUUCUUUUAUAUUUUAAUAGAGCCCUAAUCUCCUGGUGUAUUGUUGACAGAGAUACUCAGAAUAAUCAGUAACGUUAUAGAUUUAAAUGUAGUUAAUCAUUGGUUCUUACCAAGUCAAAGCUGUGUUGAAAAAGAGUUAUAUAUUUUUGGGAAAUGAUAUAUUUUUAUCAGCUUUAAUCUUCUUACAUUCAUAUAUUGAUCGUGCAUUAUCUUAAAUCUCAUAAUGCACAAUAACUGUGGUUCUCAAAUGGAGGUCUGGGGACCCGGGUGGGGACAGUUUAUAAAGCUUUUCCAGAUUUUAUUAUAAUAAAAUACAAAGCUUCAAAAUACGAUGAAUAAUAACACAUUUUCUGACUGGUGUCUAUUUAGUCAAUAUUAUUCAAUAUUAUUCCAUAUGAGGGGAUCCCUGGUACCUUUAUUUAUGCUGCCGUGGCAGGAUUUUGCUGUGAGUUUUGUAUUGUUGUCCAUACUUACAGGUGUGAUAAAUAUAAAUUGUAAGUUAUUAAAUUGGACCUCUGUGCCUAA